AUGUCGGCUAUAGAAUGGAGCGAUAAUAGCCGUGAGGUCCGAUCAGCUGAUUUGUGCAGAGUGGAAAGCUCCGAACCACAAGAGAACUUGGAAGUCAUUACCUUCCAGCAAAUGCAGCUCAAAGGAAUUCCUGACACAAACGAGAGAGAAGAGCACAAGAUCCCACAAGUGAUGAGUAUGAGUUGCAACUCUGCGUUUUGGCUGCUGCUUAUCUUCGUGUGUAAGUCGAUCGAAGAUGAGGAAGCAAGUGUGUACUCGGAGCCAUACAGUCACAGGACUUUGAACCUCCAAAGUUUGGUGAAUGUGGAAAGAAUACUCUUCAUCGAGUUGGGGAGAAGCAACAUUCUGGAUGCACAGAGCGACACAAACUUCCGCUUUAAUGGCAAGGAGCAACUCGUUACCAGCAAGGGGAUUAGGGUAGAAGGUGGACACAGAAUCUUUGAGAAGGUUUCUCAAUUUUCAAGAUGCACCCGUGUUAGCUCAAAUCAAUCAAGAGGAUUCAUUUGCAGAAAUAUCAUUUUGGCUGGAUUGCUCCAAGACUAUAGCCUGCACUCAACCAGCGAUUUUAUAUCAGCACUAAAUUCUCAAACGUUUUGUCGUUUAAGGUCGAUAUUACGAUUCAGGUCAGUCUUAGCGGCUGCCACAGCGGAGGAUUAGAUCAACACAAAAGUUCCAUGGACUUGACAUAAUCUUGUUCUGGCCAUGGAGUUGUUUGCACUCGCUGAGGGGGGCAGAGUACCGUCAAACAUGCGUACUUUCAAAAGCGGUAGGAUCAGUUCCGUCAUAGCGAA
Molecule: messenger RNA, 791 nt
Organism: Marchantia polymorpha subsp. ruderalis
Lineage: Eukaryota; Viridiplantae; Streptophyta; Marchantiopsida; Marchantiales; Marchantiaceae
Source: the annotation of a GenBank genome assembly